UUAGUAGACUUUCAACUAAGUUUUUGAAAAUGUUUUGGUUGUUGAUAUAUUUCACCUCAUCAGGAAAUAAAUGAUUAUACAAUUUUCUGCCAUUGUAAAUGAAAGAGUUGAUUAUUAAUGUAGGGAGAGGUAUUGGGACUAUUGGGUUCAUUUAAAUUAUGUGCCCGUCUUGUAUUAUAGUGUGUAGUAGUAUUGAAAUUCUUGUUUGUUUUUAUUUGCUGAAUUUUUUUUAUUUCUCUUGUUGCUUUUCAGGCCACGUAUUCUUGUCGAUAACGGACAUAUGAUGAUAAUGGCUUCGAUGGACAAAAAUAUAAGUUUUGUUACACAUGGUACAAAGUCUGGGGUCUCUAUAAACAAUGUUGACCUACUCUCAACACUAAACAAGGCUCACAACGCCACUUUGCUGACAGUCAGCUACCAACAAACCCUGUCUACGUAUAGCGACAGGCUCGAAGCUCUGGAACAGCGAGUUUCUGAGCCGAUAAUGAUCAACAAUUUCACGGAUUCUGCGGACGAUAUCAGCCUCAAAAUCAAAAUAAGACGACUCACCAGAAGGGUCUCAUUACUUCAACGAAGGAUGGCCAGUUUCAACCGAAUGAUAUUCAACAACGAUUGCGCGAGCAAUCCUUGCCAGAAUGGGGCAACCUGCCAGGACAUGUUCGGGAGUUACUUGUGUAGAUGUUCUGAAGGAUGGGAGGGUUGGACUACAGACGAAUCAGGCGUUGCCUGUACUAGAGAUGUUGAUGAAUGCAAGCUAAAUCACCCAUCCUGUUCAGUCAAUCCUCGUGUAGGCUGCAUCAAUGUCCCAGGUUCAUUUUAUUGUGCCCCAUGCCCUGCUGGUUUCAGUGGUAAUGGCUAUCACUGUUAUGAUGUAGAUGAAUGUGCCACAAAUAAUGGUGGUUGUAGUACCAAUCCAAUGGUCUUAUGUAUAAACACUCAUGGAUCCAGAGUGUGUGGGUUGUGUCCUCCUGGAUUUUCUGGAGAUGGAACAACUUGUACAUAUCAAGGAGCAAUAUGCAGCGUGAACAAUGGUGGCUGUAAUCAUCUAGCCACAUGUAGAGAAAAUUCAAGAAUAAGUUCAGAUUACGUAGAAUGUACUUGUCCGCCUGGAUAUAUCGGAACUGGUAUUGGUCCAAACGGCUGCGUUCGGUCCUCCGGUUCUCUCCAUCCCUGUACACCAAACCCCUGCAAAAACGGAGUGUGCCGUGUGAACAACGCGACCAAUGAUUUCAUCUGUACAUGUACAAGUGGAUACUCUGGUAGAUACUGUGAUACAAUAAGAAAUCUGUGCAAUCCAAAUCCUUGCCUGAAUGAUGGAGAAUGUCAAAGUAUCAACAACAAUUUCCAGUGCAAAUGUAAACCUGGAUUCAUUGGAGCACUUUGUCAGAAUCAAAGAGAAGCCUGUGGUGGUCUUCUGAAGGCAGAAAAUGGAACUCUCAAAUUUCCACCUGAUGAUUAUGAAGAUUACAACGAUCGUUCUAACUGUGCAUGGUUAAUAUCCUCUAAUUUUUCAUCCAGGGUUUUGAAUAUAACUAUAAAAAAAUUCGAUAUUGAGAAACAUCCCAGCUGCCAGGCAGACUGGUUAGAAAUACACGAUGGAGGGAGUACAGCGGCACAUACACUUGGAAGAUUUUGUGGAAAUCAGUUACCCUUGGGAGGUAAUUUUAUAACAACACAUAAUUCUGUAUAUCUUUGGUUCAGAUCUGACAAAACUAUAAAUAAGGAGGGAUUUGAGCUGACUUGGAAUGCAAUAAAACCACGCACACCCGGUUGUGGAGGAGUUUAUACAUCAACAGAAGGUAAAAUUGAAUCGUCAGUUCCACCUUAUUCAAUGUACUCAACUAUUUGUGAUUACAAAAUCCAGCAGAGCGUUGGCUCUAAAAUACGAGUAACCUUCUUGUCAAUGGAGCUAGGAGAUAAACUUGAUUGCUCGUUUAAUUAUGUGAAGGUGUUUGAGGGUGCUGAUGAUGAAUCUGGCUCUUUGGGUAGGUUCUGCGGUAGAACACUACCAGCACCAUUCAUAUCGCAAGGUAACCAAUUGACAAUUCAAUCAUCUCUAUUCUCACCAGCCAAAUGGAAAUUAAAAUAUGAAAAAAUUUGUGGAUCAAAGUAUACCGAGAAAAGUGGUUCAUUCUCAGCUCUUACUGGUGAUUCGGAUUGUAUUUAUCAAAUAGAGAGGCCCGUUGGGAAUGUAAUAAUGCUAGUAUUGAAAAUAUCUAUGAAACAAUUCAGCCCUCUUUUGUCUGAAAAGCAUCGAUGCUUCUCAAGAUUUGUAGAGGUGAGGGAUGGAGAUCAUGAAAAUGCAACACUGAUAGGAAAAUAUUGUCAAGAGGAGACCAUAAAUAUAACCUCAAAUCACAACUCCUUAUGGAUAAAAUUGAAACAGAGGCAUGACAUCUACUCAGUGAGAGCUGUAAAUAAUGCCUUCAGUGCCGAGUAUACUUCAGUAGAUAUCGGCUGUGGAGGUAUCAUGAGGAACAAAUACGGCAACAUUGCCUCACCAACUCAUUCAGACGGCUUCUACCCUCCAUCUAUGAAAUGUACGUGGCUUAUAAUAGCGCCACCCAAUCAUGUGAUUCAACUCACUUGGAUGCAGUUCAACGUAGAGCAAAGCUACGAAUGCUCUUAUGAUAAUGUUCAAGUGUUCGACAAUAAUACUGAUCUUGGGCUAGGCGGGCUUAUGGGCAAAUUCUGUGGAUUCACAUUGCCACCCGUUUUGCUGUCGUCAUCUAACACUAUGACGAUUGUGUUCACGUCAGAUAUAACAGUCAGCAUGGAUGGAUUUCUGGCUUCAUAUACUACUAUUGAGGAAGAAAAUGUUUGUGGUGGACAUUAUUUCACAGCAGCAGGUGUUAUAAAAUCCCCCGGCUAUCCGGAAUCGUAUCCAGUGAAUAGAGAAUGUAGUUGGACAAUAAAUGUGAUGCCUGGCCAGCAAAUAAUGCUGAAUAUAACCGAUUUUGAUAUUGAGCCAUAUUCAGGUUGCAGAUAUGACUGGUUGGAAAUAAGAAACGGUGGAACUUCAGCAUCACCUCUUAUAGGCAAAUUUUGUGGAAAAACAAUCCCUAAACAGAUUCCGUCUCACGCAAAUAAAUUAUAUCUCUUUUUCAAGUCAGACUUGAGCAGAACUGCACAUGGCUUCAAAAUAACAUGGUCUUCAACAGCUACAGGGUGUGGUGGUAUUCUGAAUUCUCCAACUGGUUCUAUCAUAUCACCACAUUAUCCAGAACCAUACAGCAGAAAUACCGAGUGCCUGUGGAAAAUAAUUACCAGUGCAGGAUCUAGAAUACAAGUAAUCUUUUCUGAUAUCAAUUUAGAAAAACAUGCAACAUGCUCAGCAGAUUAUGUGCAGUUAUUUGAUGGGAUAACCAUUAAUUCAAAUUCGCUUGGCAAAUUUUGUUAUGAAGUAGUUGAGCCCGUCAAGUCGACAGAAAAUAAAAUGUUGGUGAAAUUUAGAUCAGAUAUAGCGUUCCAAGGUCGAGGUUUUCAACUCCAUUACACGACAGUUUGCAAGAAUACAGUCAAAGGAUUCCAAGGAGUUAUAGAGAGUCCUAAUUUCCCUAAUGAGUACUCUCAGGAUGAAGAUUGUUUGUGGGAAAUUGUUGUUUCCAAUAGAAAUAAAAUAAAUAUAACAUUCUCUCACUUUGAACUGGAACGAUCACUUACUUUUGCAAAUAACAGUUGUUUAUUCGAUUAUGUUGAGAUACGGUAUGCGGAAGAAGCAGAGGAAUAUGAAGAAGAACGCCCUUAUACGACAUACGGCAGAUAUUGUGGGGAUGAAAAUCCUGGACAUCUCAGCCUGAAUUCAGAUCACGUUCAAAUACACUUUGUUAGUGACAAACUGUUGCUCGGAACAGGUUUCAGAUUAGAAUGGGUAAUAUUCGGUUGUGGUGGACAUCUGAAAAAAAAUACUGGCACAAUUGCGUCGCCUAACUAUCCCGAUCCUUAUCCAACUUCUGUUGAAUGCGAAUGGCUGAUAGAAGUCGAUUUUGGGUACAGUGUGGAGAUAGAAUUUCAUGAAGUGGAUGUCGAAAAAGAAAGCUCAUGCCAAUUCGAUUCAGUCAAGGUUUAUAAUGGUAUGGACAGCACAUAUAAUUUAUUAUCCACUAUUUGCAAACAGAAGAAACCUACAGUUAUAACUAGUACGGGGAACUUCAUGUUUGUCAAAUUUGCGUCAGACAUCAGUUAUCAGGGAAGAGGUUUUACUGCUGAUUAUAAAACCGUAGAAACAAAAUGUGGUGGAAGAUUCACGGCUGCUGAAGGUAGCAUAUUUUCACCAAAUUAUCCGAAGAAUUACAACAAAAAUGAAACAUGUGAAUAUCUCAUCGAUGUGGAUGAAGGUCAUUCGAUAGAACUAAAAUUCAAAGACUUAGAUCUCUAUAAAUCUGAGAACUGUUCCCGGAAUUAUGUCCGAAUGCAUGAUGGUCCUACUGCUGGAUACCCUGUAAUAGAAACUGUUUGUGGAAAUGAAACUCCGAAUACUACAAUCAAAUCGUCAUUCAAUAAUAUGUUCAUAGAAUUCAGAGCCGAUUCAUCAUCAAAAGGAUUCCUUGCUGAAUACUUCAAAUCUUGUGGCUCUAGAAUCACUACUCAGAGCUCUGGGUUCAUAGAAGCACAAGACAUGGAGUUUAACGAUAAUUUCCAGACUUGUGUUUGGACGAUUGUUUCUUCAGAUCCAACAAAACACGUUUCUCUCACUAUCACUCACAUGCAUGGGCUACUCUACUGCGAUUUUGAAGGCUCUGCUGUAAAGGUAUACAAUGGAGAAUCAACAGAUUCUCCAUUGCUAGCGAGCUACUGCGGUUCAAAAGUACCACCUACUUUAGUCAGUGAUGGAUCGGCCCUCACUAUCAAAAUCGAUUCAAAAAUGUCUUUCUUCGCUACAUACUCAGUUUAUGAUUCACAAUGUGGCGGUACACUGACUUCAUCUGAAGGAUUUUUCUCGACUCCUGGAUAUCCAAAGAAAUAUGCUUCCGACACUGAAUGUGAAUGGACAAUUCAAAUAUCACCAGGUAAUCAACUCACUCUCAACUUCAUCGCCUUCGAUAUUUUGGAUAGUGAAAACUGCAACAGUGACUACUUAGAAAUAAGAACCAACAAUGCUACGGGACCAUUACUAGGAGUUUAUUGUGGAAAGAAUAAACCGAACAAUUUGACACAUGAAGGCAGUGUCUGGUUAAUGUUCAAAGGCAGUAAAUUAGAUAAAGGAAGUACCUCUGUUGCAGCCAAAGGCUUCUAUGCGGAAUAUAUACUGAACGAGCAUAAUGAAUUGACUGGUGUUCGUGGAGACAUUUAUUCGCCCUUGUAUCCCCAACCUAUUUUGGAAUAUAAGGUAUUUGACUGGAAAAUAACUGUGGGACUGAGAAAACGAAUUUUACUUACUUUCAAAGAAUUUUACUUGGACGCCACGGAUUAUACCGAUGAUAGUUGUUACUUUGCAUCAUUUGAGGUAUUUGAUGGAGUGGAUGACACAGGCACUUCAUUGGGUAAAUACUGCGGGAUCUCAUUGCCAAAACCUAUUAAGUCAUCAUCCAAUAUAAUGUUCAUAAAGGUGGAAUACAGUAGCCCCAGACUUGGCUCUAAAUUCAGAGUAUCUUGGGAGGAGAUAGCAGCUUCUAGCCCUGUCUUGCUACCAAUCCAAAACAAAAACUGCAGCAACAUUACUGGGGAGAUAAAUCUCCGUUCUCUGGGCAACUACACGUUCACUUCUCCGGGAUAUCCUGGGGGAUAUGCUCCUAAUCUGAAUUGUGAAUGGAUAUUCUCGACUGUUCCAAUGAAUCACUUGGCCAUAGCCUUCAUAGACAUCAAUUUCGACACUAAUGUCAAUCGAAUUGUGACCAGAUGUGAAGUCUUCAGCGAUUAUGUGCGGCUCUAUCAAAGGCAUUCAUACGAUAAUGAUUGGCAAGUUAUGAAAGAUAUAUGCAGGAAAGAUGAUGCUCUUCAUUUGAUACAUGCUGCUGAGUCGCUGAAAGUACAGUUCGUAUCCACUAGGUUAUUCAAUGGUACCGGAUUCAGAGCUAUUGUAUAUGAUUUGUGUGGUGGAACACUAACAGAUUCGACUGGUUAUAUUGUAUUCAAUGAAUCGAAUUCACGUAUUAGUGAGUGUCAAUGGAACAUAACUGUUCGUUCUACCAAAACCAUUCAGUUAACAUUCGAAAUGAUGAAUAUAAACCAUGAUAAAAAUAAAGGCUGUGACAAUUUCCUUAUGAUACGAAAUGGUAAAUAUUCGGAUUCUCCAAUUCUAGGCAAUGGAAAAUAUUGUGGCACAGAAUUGCCUGAUAAGCUAACAUCGACAGGGAAUAAUUUGUUUAUAAAGUACAAGGGAUCUGAAAAUAUUGUGGGAUUCCGGUUGAAAUAUGAAGAAGUUUCAGCUUCAUGUGGCGGAGAAAUUAUUUUGAGCCUCUAUGACCAUUCCACGGAAAUAUCGUCACCAAACUAUCCAAAUAUACCAAACCCACACAUAGAAUGUCAAUGGUUGAUAAGAAGUCCACCUGGAGAAUCACUCAGAAUAGAUUUCGAGGAAAGAUUUGAUCUAACGCCCAGCAGAAAUUGUGAAACAGAAUAUGUAGAGGUCCGAGAUGGGGGCACAGAAUUCUCAAGACCCAUAGGGAAAUACUGCAAAUCCGCACCAAGCUCUCAGUUCUCAACGGACAACAUGAUGUUUGUGAAAUUCUUUACGGACACUGACGACCCAAAGAAUGGGUUCAAAGCGAGAGUGUCCAUAGGUCAAUGUGGAGGUACCAUCAGAGGUGACAAAGGAGAUUUAUCAUUUGCAAGUCCUGCCAACGCCAAAAAUCUCAAUUGUACCUGGCGCUUGUCUGGCCUUACAGAUCAUUAUCUAACAACUACUUUCUCGUCAGUUGUUUUGAAUGGACCAUGUUCAAAAAAUUAUAUCAGAGUUUACGAAAAUAUGCUGACAGCAGAUGGUAGUAGGACUGAGAAUGAACUCGGAAAAUUCUGCGGGAAGAAUGUUUCCACGAAAAUUGCUUCAGCUGGAAAUCAGAUGUUUGUGAAUUUCGUAGGCGACAAUGAUGGAAAAUUCAGCUUGAGUUUCAACAGCAGUCGAUCACAAUGCGGUGGUACGAUAAACGAAGAAUCAGGAGAAAUUCUUUCACCUGGCUACCCAGUGAUGAAUCACUUCAACCGAUACUGUAAAUGGACGAUAGUUGUCCCAGAGGGCCGUCGUAUAAUUUUGAACUUUAUCGAUUUGGACUUCGACAGUAGUUUUUUCAGUCAAGAACAGGCUGUUGCUAUUUUCGAUGGGAAAGAGUUCAGUGUCAGGAAAGCUUUCCUCAUCAAAGGAGAGCAACAAAAAACCAUCGAGUCGAGCGCAAAUGUAAUGACCAUAUUAUUCUGGUCCAGUAACCCGUCUGAACACAGAGGCUUCAAGGCUAAUUUUAGUUCUAAUGAACCAACAAUAUGCCUUGGUGAUUUUUCAAAAGAGAGUGGUAUUAUUUCUACACCACAAGCAAGAAACACUUCUUAUAACUGUCACUGGACCCAUACAUCUGGCGAUAUGAACCUGAGAAAAACGACAGCAAUGGCAAUAACUGUCAAUACAAACUAUAAGAAAUCGCUCACAUCCUCGUAUGUUUGUGGACAUUCUUUUGUUUCUCUAACAAUAUCUAAUCAGGAGAAUGAGAAUUUGAACAGUGUAUGUAGUACUACCGAAUCGCAGAUAAUCACUAGGUCCCCAUUCCUCACAACUAAACUAAAGGCUCAAGUAUCACAUAAAUACGAAUUGAACUUCACAGCGUCCUACAGCACUCAUGAUUGUGGUGGGAUAUUAACGGGUCAGUCGGGAAUGAUCUCUAGUCCUAACUUCCCCAACAAACCCUCGAAAACAUUCGAGUGUGCAUGGCUCCUUAGAGCAGAUGAAGGGCAAACGAUAAACAUCACAGUAUUGUCGAGUAACUUGGGCGAUGACUGCGAAAAAAGCUUCUUGGCAAUUCACAAUGGAGGCUUGCCCACUCAUCCGAGGAUCGGAAAGUACUGUAGGAAUGCCAAACCUGAUCCUAUAUUAUCCCAAGGUAGGGAAGUGUGGAUCGAAUAUAGGUGGGAACAAGGUUCUACCGGAACGGGAUUUCAAUUGAAGUAUGAAGCAACAAGCAAAGGUUGUGGUGGUGUUUUCCAUGAUAAAUCAAGAACAAUUCAAACGCCAAAUUAUGGAAGCGACUAUCCAAAUAAUGCCGAAUGUCUCUGGCUGAUAGAGUCAUUGCCAGGUUAUCACAUUGAGCUGAACUUUACUGGAAGAUUCCACAUAGAAGAGAGUGUGAAUUGUACUAAUGACUAUCUAGAGGUGUUCGACUGGAGAGAUGAAGGAUGGACCUCUCUAGGGAAACAUUGUGGUCGAAUUAUCCCUUCUAACCUAAAAUCUUCAUCGGAGAAAAUGAAGAUACUGUUUAGAACUAACGAUAAAAUAACAGCUAACGGAUUCAAGUUGAUAUGGACUUGGCAAUGCGGGGGGACAUUCAUAGCCUCUAAGGUUCCACGUGUUAUUGUCAGCCCAGGAUAUCCAAUGAGAUACGAGGGUAAUCUAAAAUGUGAUUACACCAUUCAAACAAAAUCUGAUGUUCUCAACCUGAGAUUCUUAGAUUUCGAAUUGGAAAUAGGAGAACCUGAAUGCAAAUUUGACAACGUUUCAAUAAACGGAUAUAAUUAUGCGAGAUUUGCAGUGAUGACAAAACAGGUUUAUUGUGGUGAUAAACUUCCCCCAUCUGUAAGAAUGAGGGGGAAUGCUAUAGUCAGUUUCAAGACAGAUCCAUGGCUAAGCAGAAAGGGAUUCAAGCUGGAAUAUGCAGAUGAAAGUUGUGGUGGAGAUAUAAAAGAAGAAACAAUAAUUGAAUCAAAACAAUUAUCUGGUGCACAUACUAGAUAUCCACUUUACUUGCAACCAAAGAUAAAGUGUCUGUGGAAUAUUACAGCUCCUACCAACCAAAUUGUCGUUUUGGCGAUAAAAGAACUACAUAUGCGUUAUACUCCGAUGUGUUUCGGUCAAAGUGUCGAAAUUUUCAAUGAUCAAGAGAAUAAACCCAAUAGACUAGCCCAAUUGUGUGGAGAUUUACGUGAUGAGUACCCACUAAUCUCAACUUCUAAUAAAAUGAUAGUUAAGCUACAAGCAAUGCCCAACAGCUAUGAAGGUUUCAAAGCUGAAGUAAGAUUUUCACAUGGUCCAGCUGAAGGAUGUGGGGGCACUAUUAAUUUAACAGAAACUAAGUAUAUUCAAUCACCGAAUCUGAACAACUUGGAUUGUGCAUGGAUAAUUAUUGCGCCGAGAGAUUAUCAAGUCCAAAUAGAAUUCACAAAGCUCAAUUUGAUCAGUACUUGUGGUGGGAAGAAUGAAAGCUAUCUCCCAUGUGACUGUUCCCAUAUUGAGGUUAGAGAUGGAAGAGGCCCAUUUUCAGAAUUAGUGGAGAAGAUAUGUCCAAGCUCUAAUGUUCUCAGUGAUACUCGACCUAUUACAACUUUUACAAAUACUGCAUUCCUCCGAAUUUUGCUCAGAGGCAAAAAGGAAGAUGCUUUCAAAGCUACUAUCAAACCAAUAAUGUCUGUUUGUGGUUCCAGUGUACUCAUUGCCACCAAUCAAAUAAAGAAUCUGACGUCUCCCAACUAUCCAAAUCCUUAUCCACCAAACAUAAAAUGUACUUAUUCAAUAUCGACCCCCAAUAUGUUCGACAGAAUAUCUCUGCACUUCAUAGAAUUCGAUUUGACGAACGGAAACAAGAAAGAGGAACUGUACAGGUGUACGGGCGAUAACAUUCAGAUUUACGAAGAUCCUCACAGCAAAAUGAUUUCUGAAGGGUUAGGUCCUAAUACUGUAUACAAUGGUGGAUCCAAGAGCUUAUCUUUGUCUUACAAUGACGUUUCUGGAAGGCAUUUGUUUUGUGGUAGUGACAGAAAGCCUUUUGAUUAUUACUCGAAUGGAAAAGCAAUAUCAUUAUCACUCGUCAGUUCCAACUCAAUGGCAAAGGGAAGAGGAUUCAAACUUGAAUACUCUUUGGCAGGUUGCAAUAGAAAUUACACAGAGUUACAAGGUAGAAUUAAUAAUGGCAAUGACAGAAGAGAAUGUCAUAUUUCAAUUGUGGUGCCCGAUAACAUGACGAUAUCUUUAUAUUUCUCGUCAUUCUACAUGUUUCACUCUGUUAACUGUACAGAUCAAGCCUUUGAAGUCAGAGAUGGUUCUCCCGAUGGAAAAAUACUGCUCACGGCUUGCGGCUACAGAGUUCCGGAUCCUGUAUUUUCUUUCACCAAUAAGUUGUAUGUGCAUCAGUGGAGUCACAGAGUGAUCGGGAGCCUGAUGAGAUUCGAUUUUGUUUACACCAGUACUACAGAAGGACGAGGUUGCGGGGGUGAACUGUACAAUAGCAGAGGAAAGAUUUACAGCCCGAUGUAUCCAAACCCAUUCAGGAAUGAUACUAUUUGCACUUGGACGAUCAAAGUACCUGUUGGUUUACACGCUGUAUUGAAGUUCAAUAUUUUGGACAUACAAGGAAGCUGUGAACAAACCAAUAUUAAAGUAGUGACACAUGCUGGUUAUGACGAUGUUGUAGUGAAUACUUUUGAAAUUUGCAAAGAUGUGAGUAAUAAUAAAAAAUAA
Molecule: messenger RNA, 10594 nt
Organism: Phaedon cochleariae (mustard beetle)
Lineage: Eukaryota; Metazoa; Arthropoda; Insecta; Coleoptera; Chrysomelidae
Source: the annotation of a GenBank genome assembly